AUGGAUCCUAAUCAAUUUAAUUAUCAACAAUCUAUGUUCAAUUUCAUGCAAAAUUUUCAAAAUCCUAAUCCUCAAAAUUCUCAAUUCCCAUCGAUGCCAACAAACUCCUCCGCUUUUUUCCCGUCAUCAACCGGAAACACUCCGCCGCAUUUUUUCCGUCACCAAACUCCACCAUAUGGUCAACCAUCUAUGGAAUUUUUUCGUCAUGAACCGGAAACACCGAUUGUGUCUAUGUCCGAAAGUCAAGUUCCACCAUUUUCAACUCAAUUCGGUAUUGAAAAAGAAGAAAGUCGCCCUGUUAAAAAAAAAGCUCGAGAGGUAUUUUCAAGGGAUGAAGAUAUACUUCUUAUCCAAUCAUGGCUCAAUGUUUCAAAGGAUUCAAUUGUAGGAGUUGAUCAAAAAGUUGAGAGUUUUUGGUUAAGAAUCACUACCAAUUAUAACGAGUAUCGUGGACAAUCGCGGGAAAAGCUACAUGGGCAAUUAAAAUCUCGAUGGCAUCGAAUAAAUGGCUUGGUUCAAAAAUUUGUUGGGUGUUACAAACAAGCUGUUAAUGGAAAGAAAAGCGGGACUUCGGAGAAAGAUAUCUUGGCUGCUGCAUAUGCAUUUUUUGCUCAAGAUGAAGGUACACCAUUCAAUCUUGAGUAUGCAUGGCGAUUGUUAAAGGAUGAACCUAAAUGGAUGGGAGCAUCGACUGAAAAUUCUUCAAAAAGAACAAAGAAUUCUGCUAGUGGGGCACAUUCACCAUCGUCUAACCUCGCGACACCUUCAAGUUAUGAGUUUAACUCAUCAUCACCAAUGGAGCGUCCAAUGGGACAACAAGCAGCAAAAAGAAAGAGUAAGGCAAAGGAAAAUGCAUUUGAAUCACCUUCUAAUAUUGUGCAAGAAACAUGGAAUAAAAGAGUAGCGACAAUGGAAAGACUAGCUCAAUGUAAGGAGGACGAGAUGGAGUAUAAGGCAAUACAAUUACUCUCGAAAGACACUUCUAUGAUGAAUGAUAGUCAACGAGAUAUUCAUGAAAAAUAUUGUAAUAAGUUGGAAAAAAAUAUGGAUUUUAGUUAUGAUGAAAAGAUGUAG
Vicia faba (fava bean) is the source of this 1074-nucleotide messenger RNA. NCBI's taxonomy places the organism in Eukaryota, Viridiplantae, Streptophyta, Magnoliopsida, Fabales, Fabaceae. The record is from the annotation of a GenBank genome assembly.